CGUCCAAUUAUCACUCACGAGUUGAAGCAAUAUAUUAAUCUACAAACUUGUCGACUAGUCUUGUUCGAAUAUGUUAGUUCUCUAAUGGUAUCUUUCCGGCAUGCUAUAUAACAAACACAAGCAGUCGUAUGAAGCAGUUCAUUAAUCAUCGGGCACAAGAAAUAAAGAAUACAAAACCUAGAGAGGCACUAUGACGGUGGCCGUAUGGACGUUGACGGUGGUGAUAGGAGCGGUGCCACUAAUAGGGUGUUUAUUGUGGUGGUGGAACGACAUAUGGUAUGGCUUAGUUAUGACAGCUCUCCGGCCAUCCCAAAGUGGCACCAAGCUGCCGCCAGGCUACAUGGGUCUUCCGAUCAUCGGUGAAACGCUCACAUUCCUAUGGUACUUCAAAUUUCUUGGUCGCCCCGAAGACUACAUAAAUUCAAAGCGUCAGAAGUAUGGUGAUGGGAUAGGUAUGUAUAAAACACACCUGUUCGGUAGGCCAUCAGUGAUUACAUUUUUACCAACGACCAAUAAAUUUGUACUUCGAGAUACCGAAACCUUCAGGUUGAAGUGGGCAAAUCCAGAGCUCAUAGGCAAGACGUCAAUGUUUGUGGUUAACGGAGAAGCACAUCUUAGGAUUCGAAAUUUUGUUAUUCGAAGCAUUAACCAACCAGAUGCUCUACGUCGAAUCGCCCUUGCUGUGCAACCACGUAUGAUCUCAGCCCUCCAAUCGUGGACCACACGUGGUAAAAUUAAUUCCUUCAAUGAAAUAAUGAAGGUCACUUCUGAGAACAUCGGCAAGUAUUUUGCUAGUUUCGAGCCAGGCCCUAUCCUCGACAAGAUUAACCAACACUUUGAGGAAAUUCUUGAUGGAUUUACUGCCUACCCUUUGAAUAUACCAGGAUUUAAAUUUCAUCGUGCGAUUCAGUCUCGUAGAAAAGCUCAAGCUAUUUUCAAGGAAGAGUUGGAUAGAAGGAGGAACAACACAGAUGGAAGUAACCAACCUAUAAAUGAUUUAAUCGAUGGGUUUAUUACUCUAAAGGAUGAGGAAGGGAACUAUUUAAGUGACACUGAGAUUCUUGAUAACAUUACUAGCAUUGUUCUUGGUGGGUUUGAAUCAGUUGUCAUCGUCACAGUGUGGGCUCUUUGUUAUCUUGCGAAAAAUCCCUCGGUUUUACAAAAGCUUCGGGACGAGAACAUGGUUCUGAAAAAGAGUAAGAGCCAAAAACCUGUAAGCAGUGAUGAGAUUUUCAAGUUGGUAUACACCAUGAAGGUUGUGGAUGAAACAGUCAGAUUGUCGAAUGUCGCUAACUUUGUUUUACGUACAACAACAGAAGAUGUUGAGUAUAAAGGAUACACUAUACCAAAAGGAUGGAAUAUGAUUGUAUUGCUUAGGUAUGUCCACGUAGAUCCUAACAACUAUGACGAUCCAUUGUGUUUCAACCCUGAUAGAUGGGAUGGGUCAAUGCUGCCUGAAAACUUCCAAGCAUUUGGCGCUGGUCCAAGAACCUGUGCAGGAAAUAUGCUCGCUCGUUUACAACUCGCCUUGUUUCUACAUCAUAUCUCCACGGGAUACAAAUGGGAAUUAGUGAAUCCAGAUGUGAAAGUGAAGUAUCUUCCAAAUCCUAAGCCAGAAGAUGGUCUCGAAAUUACCAUUGCCAGAUUAUGAAUCCUACGACUAGAGAGUACUAGUUUUAUAUGUUAUGUAGUUUCUAUGAUGAAACAAGCAAAGAGUAGUUCGCUGAAUAAAUAUUACCCUUGUGUUCAAAACCUCAAACUCAAAUCUUUUAAUAAAUAUUAUCCGUGUAUUCAA
This is a messenger RNA of Lactuca sativa (garden lettuce), 1795 nucleotides long. RefSeq names its product ent-kaurenoic acid oxidase 2. Gene Ontology annotation, molecular function: oxidoreductase activity, acting on paired donors, with incorporation or reduction of molecular oxygen; monooxygenase activity; iron ion binding. Gene Ontology annotation, biological process: sterol metabolic process; multicellular organism development; brassinosteroid biosynthetic process. Lineage: Eukaryota; Viridiplantae; Streptophyta; Magnoliopsida; Asterales; Asteraceae. The record is from RefSeq and is a predicted model, not a curated record.